This is a messenger RNA of Symphalangus syndactylus (siamang), 3168 nucleotides long. RefSeq names its product prostaglandin E synthase 3 (gene PTGES3). Gene Ontology annotation, molecular function: Hsp90 protein binding; protein-folding chaperone binding; prostaglandin-E synthase activity. Gene Ontology annotation, cellular component: cytosol; nucleus. Gene Ontology annotation, biological process: telomere maintenance via telomerase; prostaglandin biosynthetic process; protein folding. The record is from RefSeq and is a predicted model, not a curated record. NCBI's taxonomy places the organism in Eukaryota, Metazoa, Chordata, Mammalia, Primates, Hylobatidae.
GGGUCUCACUCUGUCGGCCAGGUUGGAGUGCUCACUGCAACCUCCGCCUCCCGGGUUCGGGGUUCGAGCUAUCCUCCCGCCUCAUACUCCCUAGUAUUUGGCAUUACAGGCACAUGCCACCAUGCCCUGCUAAUUAGUAUUUUUAGUAGAGAUGGGGUUUCACCAUGUUGGGCAGUCUGGUCCUGAACUCCUAACCUCAGGUGAUCCGCCCACCGAACUUCCCAAAGUACUGGGAUUAUAGGCGUGAGCCACGGGCGCCCUGCCCAAUUUCCCUUUUUAAUGGCAUUUGAGUUAGGGUCCAGGUUUCGUAGCUCCCACUACUUGUCCUGCACAACACAGACACUAAAUACCUUAUUGCUUAUUAUGAAGCCCCGUUCUUCAGAAAGGUUUUAUAGGACUUUCGUUAAACCUUCUUCCUGUUCAAAACGUAGCGCACUAGAGUAUUUUUCCCCUACUCCACCGUUAAGCGGCCUUUUGGUAAGCAGGACUGUUUUGGGUCUCUUGGUUGCUAUCCCCUACUGCACCCUACUAAUAUGUUGCACGAAGCGACGGGGAACCCCUUCUCCCCCAAACGAUGUGCGUGGAGACACACAUAUCCUACUCUCUCCAUUACCAGAAACCUAGACUCUCCCUUCAAAUAUCCUUCCUGGCUCAUCUACAGCACUAUGGUCUCAAGGUAGGGGCAAAAGCCCGCCCCAACUGGCAAAUGCUCCUCCUCCGCCAAGAACCUCGAAUUUCCGCUGUCCCUGGACAGAGCCUCCAACCUUCAGAAAAAUGGAGAGGUGGACCCAGGCUCUUAAUUCUGAAGUGAGCUCUUUUCCAGCACAGGCUUUUCACAGGUUUUUGUGGUGGAAUGAUUACUCAGUGAGCUGAUUUACACCCUCAACAGUAACCAACGCUCCAUUUCAGUUCUCCAAGAUCCCGACUCCGUGUCCCUCCGCCUCGGCCUUGCCUCCGACUGCCAACGCAGCCGUUUCUCAGAAAUCGCCGAUGGCGCAUGGUCGGACAGUUGGGCCACCAACGGUUUUCUAACGCGAGAGGACAGCGCGGGAGGAGAGGCGGGAACGCGUAGGGACUAGCAGGGGGCGGGGUGGGGGUGGGGUGGCGGACGAAGGGCGGGGCCGGCGCCAGGAAGGAUCGCGAAGGAGCUGGGAGGCCCCGCCCUUUCCGUAGAUAUCUCUAGAAAGCCGCGCCGGAGCCCGAAAACAAGGACUGCGCACGCGCGGUGGCAGGGCCCGGGCAUUUUGCUGCGUCACCAGCCGCCGCCCGGCCUCACCACCCCUCGUUUGCACGCACGCACGUUCAUUCUCCGUCCUCGCGCCCCUUUUCCUACACUUUCCUCUUCUCCCCGACCGGAGGAGCCGCUCUUUCCGCGCGGUGCAUUCUGGGGACCGAGGGCGAGCCCGCCGCUGCCGCCGUCGCCUGAGGGAAGCGAGAAGAGGCCGCGACCGGAGAGCAAAAGCGGAGUCGCCACUGGAGAGAAGUCGACUCCCUAGCAGCAGCCGCCGCCAGAGAGGCCCGCCCACCCGUUCGCCCGUCCCCCUGCCCCGUUCACAAUGCAACCUGCUUCUGCAAAGUGGUACGAUCGAAGGGACUAUGUCUUCAUUGAAUUUUGUGUUGAAGACAGUAAGGAUGUUAAUGUAAAUUUUGAAAAAUCCAAACUUACAUUCAGUUGUCUCGGAGGAAGUGAUAAUUUUAAGCAUUUAAAUGAAAUUGAUCUUUUUCACUGUAUUGAUCCAAAUGAUUCCAAGCAUAAAAGAACGGACAGAUCAAUUUUAUGUUGUUUACGAAAAGGAGAAUCUGGCCAGUCAUGGCCAAGGUUAACAAAAGAAAGGGCAAAGCUUAAUUGGCUUAGUGUCGACUUCAAUAAUUGGAAAGACUGGGAGGAUGAUUCAGAUGAAGACAUGUCUAAUUUUGAUCGUUUCUCUGAGAUGAUGAACAACAUGGGUGGUGAUGAGGAUGUAGAUUUACCAGAAGUAGAUGGAGCAGAUGAUGAUUCACAAGACAGUGAUGAUGAAAAAAUGCCAGAUCUGGAGUAAGGAAUAUUGUCAUCACCUGGAUUUUGAGAAAGAAAAGUAACUUCUCUGCAAGAUUUCAUAAUUGAGAGAAUUCCUGAGUUGAUAGCUCUAAAGGCAGAUGCUGUAUUUGCCUACUUUAACCCAUUUUUCAACCUGUUUGUUUUUUAAAAGGCUUCACUAAGGGUUGAUAUGUACCAUUGUAUGGGGCAAUUUUAAGUCAGCUAAGGCAAUAACCUUAUGCAUGAACAUUUCCCAGACUUUCAUGAAGCUGUUGAGGUCCUAGGCAAUUAAUGCAGCAGUUGUGAUAAAUAAAAACAUCUCACCUAAGUCUCCUUUUCUUCAUAACAUAGAUACUGACAUGAUAGGAAGCUCUCAGCUUAGGGAAAGAAUAAAUUUUAGAUUAUAAAACAUGGAUUCAAAAGUGGCUGGAACAAAUUGGCUGACACCUUACUGGUAACCUGCUAUUCCUCUGGUGUUAUCCUUCAGGAUUGUUCCACUAAAAUUUAUUUUUCAAAAAAUUUACUUCACAUUAUUCUAUGUAAGUGGUCACUUGUCAGUGUUCCAGGUGUAUCUUAGCUAAAACUAGAGAAUGCCCUAACUUAGAUGGUUUUUGAAGCCUAUACAUUUGGUAUUGUUUGACCCUUAAGCUUUUACAUCUCUUAGCAUGGAGGACGAAGAAAGCUGUACAUUGUUGCUUGAGAGUCUGUACAUUUAGUCCAGAUUUGUAUUUGCACUGUCAGUAUGGCAAAUGAGUGAAAAAUGUUUAAUACACUAUUGGAUUUUUUAUUUCUUUUUUUGAUUCAGCUUAUACCAGGGCUGAAAACCUCAAUUUAUGUUCAUGACAGUGGGGAUUUUUUUAAAUGUCUACAUUCUUUCUAAUAAACUGUUGGAAGACUUCUUGGCUGUCCUUUUAAGUGUCUGGCUUACUGUAAUUUUUAUGUAUUUACCAUUUACUGGAAUGGAGUUUAUUUUUAUUUGAGGAAGAAUUUGGGAUUAUUCCUCUGUUUGAAAAAAGAGGCUUGCUGUAAUGUCACAGGAAACCUUUUAAAAGUGGAUCUGUAAUAGCAUAUUGUAGAUGCACUUUGCAGCAGUUGGAAAAGAAAGUGUUGUGAUUUGAUUGAAAUAAAACAAUGUGUUGUCCUCCUCUAAA